AGCAAUGCUUUCCUUCACAAAAAUGCAUCUAUUUAUUCUCGUAUAAGAAUAUAUAUACAUAUAAGUAUUUUCUUUCUUUUAAAAUUAUUUUCUGGGAAUCGAAGAUCGAAGAUGAAAAAGGGAGCUAAAAAGGAGAAAAAUUUGAAGGUGAAGUUGAACCAGAAGAGCUCCCCAGAAAUGGUGAAACAACAGUCCAACACUAGUCCAGGCGGCUCAGCGAUGCAGUGGCCGUUUUCGUAUUUUGUUUCUCCGCCACCGGAAUUAUCGCUUUCCACAGCCCCUCCGCCACAGAAUCUUGUCUUUCAGGACUUUUUAGGGGGAACACUCCCUAGAUAUGAGCAUGAUACUCCUAGCAGCUCAAACCAACAGGCUACAGCCCCAAUGACCAUCUUCUACUCCGGUGGGGUUCAUUUUUUUAACCAUAUCUCCCCACAAAAGGCUGAGUUGAUCAUGAAGAUGGUUAAUCAAUCCAAGACUGAGGCCAUGAAUAUUGAAACUAUAAACGCUCUAACUGAAACAGAAAUUCUAAGUCAAAAUAUACAAACUCUCGCUCCUCCUCCUCCUCCUGACAAUUUUUUCGAAUUUUAUGGUAAAGGAGCAUUGGCUAUGGCUCGCAAAGCAACCUUGGCCAGAUUCUUGGAGAAGCGCAAACACAGAUUGAUCUAUGCUGGGAGUCCAUAUAGCCACCCUGUAGGCAAAUCAUCCAACAUUAUCUCCCCACAACCACCCAAGAAUAAUGCAUUAUUGGAGUUCAAUUUUAUGCUUCCAGAGGAAGAGGAAACUUCUUCAUCAGCUGUCGAUUUGGAAAGCAGAUGUAGUACAAGUAUUUUGUAAUUUCUUUUCUUAAUAUUUAUAAUCCUAGGAUAAUAUAAUACAAUAUUAUUAUAUUAGUGGAGAUCAUUAUAUUGACCCUAAAUGGUACUCGUACUACUCCUAUUUUGGUAUUACAAUACUCUGCAUUUGUUCUUAGUUUUCAUAAUUUUGUAUUGUGUAUUGUAUAAAUUAUAGAACCAUUUAAUCAUCCAACGGGGAUAUAUAAUUAAAGAUUUUACUUUGGAGUGU
This is a messenger RNA of Ipomoea nil (Japanese morning glory), 1062 nucleotides long. Its product is annotated as protein TIFY 10A-like. Bases 112 to 834 code for a protein of 240 amino acids. NCBI's taxonomy places the organism in Eukaryota, Viridiplantae, Streptophyta, Magnoliopsida, Solanales, Convolvulaceae. Gene Ontology annotation, biological process: regulation of defense response; response to wounding; regulation of jasmonic acid mediated signaling pathway. The transcript is spliced from 7 exons. Gene Ontology annotation, cellular component: nucleus. The record is from RefSeq and is a predicted model, not a curated record.